Messenger RNA from Penicillium malachiteum, 894 nucleotides. RefSeq names its product PhzF family phenazine biosynthesis protein. Bases 1 to 894 code for a protein of 297 amino acids. Gene Ontology annotation, molecular function: isomerase activity. Gene Ontology annotation, biological process: biosynthetic process. NCBI's taxonomy places the organism in Eukaryota, Fungi, Ascomycota, Eurotiomycetes, Eurotiales, Aspergillaceae. The transcript has 2 exons. The record is from RefSeq and is a predicted model, not a curated record. Gene Ontology annotation, cellular component: cytoplasm.
AUGACUCAACUCCGCUUCGUCACUCUCGACGUCUUCACUUCAAAGCCAUACUCCGGAAACCCUCUAGCUGUGGUCUUCCUACCAGAAGAUGAAUCGCAAGCACUGACUCAACGUCAAAAGCACCAGAUCACACUGGAGUUUAACCUCUCUGAAACCAUCUUCGUCUACCCAGUGAAAGAUGCAUCCAAGCGCCAAAUUGACAUCUUCACCAUUGAAUGCGAGAUUCCAUUCGCUGGUCACCCUACUAUCGGCGCCGCAACUUGGUUCUUAUGCCAUGGUCCGGACGCAGCCGGUAAUGGCGUGAAUACUCUGAUCACCAAGUCUGGAGAGAUCCCGAUAUCGAUUCAGGAUCCAGCAACCAAGUAUGUUGCUGCGCGAAUUGCGCAUAAUACCCGUAUUCAUGCGUCACGCUACCCACUCCAAGAAUUACUGCGUCUUCACCCGACUCUGGCGCCGUUUUUCCCUAAGUCGGAUUUACCCUCGCUGGAAGCCUUAGCGGUUGUUACACCCGCUACGGGUGGGGAAUUUGUCUCUGUAGACAAGCAUCUCGAUGAGGGAUGGCGAUCGGGACUUGUCUGUGUUUACUUCUUUGUGCGUGAUGUUGAGGAUAGUGUUAUGAGUCAGAAGGUUAUUCGCACUCGCAUGAUGCUGGGUAAUUUGGAGGACCCGGCGACUGGUAGCUCGGCCAGUGGGUUGACUGCUUACCUGACUCUGACAGAGGGUCAAGCUGGACAAGAGCACAGGUAUCACAUUGUACAGGGUGUUGAGAUGGGUCGACGAAGUGAUAUUGGAGUGAACGUUACGCUUGGUAACGAUAAGAAGAUCGAGCAGGUGGAGUUGACCGGUACAGCGGUGCAGGUAUCAGAAGGUACUAUUCUGGCACCUGAAGCGUGA